AUGCAUUGUCUGCUGCCACUGAUUCCUCUUGCGGGCGGUGUUCUGGGCGUCGCUCUUCCCGGGCCCAACGUACCCAAUGUUCCGCAACACAAUGGCCGAUUGAAGACCAAGGUUAUGACGAAGCACGUUGACUUUGAACCCCCAUACGAAAUCAACUACUACAAUGAAUACCAGUACUAUGAAGAGUACUACUAUGGCCCCGGGGGGCAAACGGCCUAUGCAGUGCUCCCAGGAUCCACGCGCAGGAUCCCGGGCUCUGCCACCACGACUGCCCCACCUACCGGACCGAGUGACGAGCCGCUGGAAACACCACCAGUUGAUUUUCUUCCCGAGUUUGCCAGCGGGUUCUGGUUCGACGAGUACCUGGACGAGUACUUCGGAUACUACGACUUCUCCGACGACUCGUUUCCCGCCGCGCUCCAAGACUUUGCUCCGGGACUUUCGUCCUACAACAUGAACGAUUUUGACGACGACGACCUUCCACCAACCAUCAUCAUCGGCGGACAACGGUUCGACACCACAUCCAGAUAUUGCUUACAACCACCAUGCGACGACGCUGACGCUAACCUUAACCUUAACGACGACGAGGGGGAGUCGGAGGACGGCGGCGACGACCGAACCACGAUCGUGCCGCGCAGCCCGCAGCAGGGUGUGCCCCCAGUGCAGGGCCUGCCGCCACUGGACCCGAAAAAUUUCGCCACCACGCAGGAUCUCAUAUUCGAGAUAGCCGUCCGCCAGGAAACCGAACGAGAAUACCAACUAUGGAAAGCUUCACAGGCACCGCCGAAGAAGCCGCCGACUCUGAACGACAGAUUAAGCGCCCCAGGAAUCGAGCAGCUGGAGAGGGCACAAUUUCGAGCCCUAGCGAUCGCUCGCCUGGAGGAGGCAAAGGCGGCCAAGGCUUCCCAAGCCGGUCAAUCCAGCGCCGCUGCUGCUGCGUCCGCGAGUGCUGCUCAGGCCCAGGCAGAGGCCGCCGCCGACAAGUCUAAGGUCGACGCAGCAUCUGCUGCAGCAGCGACGGGAGACACCGCCAAAGCUGUACAGAUCGUCUUGGAUAAGAAGGCGCCCCCUGUGCUGCCAGGGACCGGUGCAGUGGUCCAGGUUGAUAGCAAGAUCGAGCCGCUGGUCAUCGGCAAGAAGGUGGCUGAGGCGGCAUCUGCCCCCUUGUCCAGAGCCGACAAGAUCAAAGCGCUCCACGAAGAGGCGAAGAGGCAAGCGCAGAAAGCCGCGUCGAUACCCAAGCCGCACGGGAUCGUCCGCAGAGCUGCCUCCCCGCAAGCCGGCGACGACGCCUCCCUCGUCGACCCAACCCCCACCAGCAAUAACGACGUCGACAACGAUAUCACCACCUUCAUCCGCACGCCCGCGCAGCAGACCAGAAGGCCCAACUGGCUGCCCGGCAGCAACGGCGGGGCCAUCCGGGGUGGUGGUAGCGGCGGCGCCUCAUCCGCUGACCCAAGCACCGUCAACAGCGCCGUCUUCAACUCCAUUCUCUCCUCCCUCAUGAACGCCGCCAACAACAAGCCACAGUCGACCACGAAGCCCAGCUGGCUCCCUGGAAGCAACGGCGGCGUCGUCCUAGGCCCCGGCAACGGCAACCUCGCCUCACUCUCACCGUCGUCCUCAUCAUCCUCAUCGACCCCGGCCCCCUUGGACACCGACUCCUCCCCAUCCUCAUCCACAUCCCCAUCGGGCCCGACCACCUCGCCGGACGACGACGACGACGACGCCCCCGACGACUUCCUCGACUCUGACUCCUCCUCCUCCUCUUCCGACUCCGACUCCUCUUCUGACUCCGACUCUUCUUCCGACUCCGACAACGACCCAGGCUUCGACCCAGUCCCCGUCUCAGACCCCGACUCCUCCACCUCCUUCACCACCAUCAUCACUGCCCUCCUCGCCACCGCCAACCAAACCCCAGACUCCUCCUCCACCUCCCCCCCACCCGACUUCAGCUACAGCCUCAUCCGCGAUAUCACGGGCAACUUCUUCCUCGCCGCCGACGACUCGGGCACGGUCGGCCUGACGACCGACCCCCCCUCCGCCGACGCCUUCGCCUGGAAAACCUUCGCGCUGUUCAAGGGCGCGCUGGCGGCGGACGCGCGUAGGCGGUUGUUUGUGUAUUUCCCGGAGACGAUGGAGGCGCUGGGCGUGUCGAGGUUCCGGUUGGCGGAGCUGGGGGAGACGGCGUUUGAUGCGCGGGCGGUGGCGGGGGUGCCGGUUAGUGUUGAUGGUGGUGGUGGGGUGGUGGAGAGGGACGGUGGUGGGGAGAAUGGGGCAGUGCUGAUGCCGGUGGAUACGGACGGUGGGAGUUACGGGUUUGUUGCGUGCGAUGUUGUGGCGGAUGGGGUGACGGAGAAUAAGCUGUUUAUCGUGAAGGAGAUAGAUGCGGGGGUGCAGACGCUGCUGGACCAGGCGACGCGCGAGGAGGUGACGGGUGGGGAGGUGGAGGGGUGUUGGCCGGUUGCGCUGAGGUCGCCGUUGUCGGCGGGGUUGUAG
Lasiodiplodia theobromae is the source of this 2499-nucleotide messenger RNA. RefSeq names its product hemagglutinin. Lineage: Eukaryota; Fungi; Ascomycota; Dothideomycetes; Botryosphaeriales; Botryosphaeriaceae. Bases 1 to 2499 code for a protein of 832 amino acids. The transcript has a single exon. The record is from RefSeq and is a predicted model, not a curated record.